This is a messenger RNA of Tachyglossus aculeatus (Australian echidna), 1157 nucleotides long. RefSeq names its product zinc finger protein like 1 (gene ZFPL1). Gene Ontology annotation, cellular component: Golgi apparatus. Lineage: Eukaryota; Metazoa; Chordata; Mammalia; Monotremata; Tachyglossidae. The transcript is spliced from 8 exons. The record is from RefSeq and is a predicted model, not a curated record. The coding region runs from base 66 to 1007 and encodes 313 amino acids.
GGGGGAGCGGAGCCCUUUCCCCCGGGCUUGGGGGCGGUUGCCGGGGCCGGCCUCGGCGGGGGACCAUGGGGCUCUGUAAGUGCCCCAAACGGAAGGUGACCAACCUGUUCUGCUUCGAGCACCGCGUCAACGUCUGCGAGCAUUGCCUGGUGGCCAACCACGCCAAGUGCAUCGUCCAGUCCUACUUACAAUGGCUCCAGGACAGCGACUACAACCCCAACUGCCGCCUCUGCAACACCCUCCUGUCCACGCGGGAGACGGCGCGCCUCGUCUGCUACGAUCUCUUCCACUGGGCCUGCCUGGCCGAGCGAGCCGCCCGGCUGCCCCUCCACACGGCCCCCGCCGGCUACCAGUGCCCCAGCUGCAGCGGACCCAUCUUCCCCCCCGGCAACCUGGCCGGCCCCGUGGCCACCGCCCUGCGGGAGAAGCUGGCCACCGUCAACUGGGCCCGGGCCGGACUGGGGCUGCCGCUGAUCGACGAGGCGGUCCCUGAGCCCGACACCCUCGACGCCUCGGACUUCCCCGACUGGUCCGCCUUCAACGCCGGCGCGGCCCCCGGACCGGAGGAGACGUCGGCCGCCGCGGGAACCCCACCCUACUACGGCGGCCCCCCCAGGCCGCCUCCUUCCCCGGGCCGGCCGGAGCAGCACGCCGUCAUCCACAUGGGGGGCCCGGAUCCCCCGCCCGCCUCUGCCCCGCGGAAGGUGUACGACACGCGGGAGGGGGACGGCGACCGGCCGGCGGCGGCGGCGGCGGACGACUGCGACGACGACAAGUACCGGCGGAGGCCCGCCCUGGGUUGGCUCGCACAACUGCUCCGGAGCCGGGCGGGCCCCCGCAAGCGUCCCCUGACUCUGGUGCAGCGGGCCGGGCUGCUGCUGCUGCUGGGCCUGCUGGGAUUCCUGGCCCUCGUCGUCCUCAUGUCCCGCCUGGGCCGCGCCGCGGCCGACAGCGACCCCAACCUGGACCCCCUCAUGAACCCCCACAUCCGCGUGGGGCCCGCCUGAGGCCCGGCACGGGGCGGGGGGGGGGUCCCCUCCCCGCCCUCCUCCCCGCCGGGGGCCGGGGGCCGGCGGGACGGGUCCCCCUCGGCCGGGCUCCCCCGGCCCUCUCCGCCCCCAGGGAGAGCCGCGGGGCGCGAAAUAAAACGACGGACU